CUUUUGUUAUCACCGGACGCCGACAUAAUAACAAGAACAAUUACGUACUUAGUAUUUACAUAGAUUAUUUUACACAACAAAUUAGUAAACAAUGGUUAAUAUUCAUAAGAAAUUACCUGAGCUAUAUCGUCGCAACUCGCAAUAUUUUCCAGACUAUUCUCUGUAGUAAACCAUAGGUUGAUUUUAAAUUCAAAAAGCCUAAUAAUUUCCUAAUAUAUAUUUUCUAUUGUUAAAUUAUAAUAAUCAAUAACAAAACAUUAGUUUUAAUUAUAUAAUUAUAACUACUUCGAAUCACCAAAUUAAAUUAUUUGAUGUAUUUUGCACAAAGAAAUAUUAUCGAAGUAAUAUGGAAGGAUUUAUUAAUUCAGAACUUAUCAAUAGUAGUUUAGAACAUAUUAAUUUGUCAUUUAUUGAUGAACCAUUAUUAUCAAUUACUUAUGCUGAACCAGUAUCAAAAACUUAUAUUAACAAGAGUGUAAUUUCAAAAAAUGAGCAAAGUUAUGAUGAUAAUAUUAUUUCAUUGGGUGAUUUAUUACCAGCAAAAGAUUUUAUUAUUAAAAAUAAUAAUCAGUCAUUCGUAACUACUAUGCCAGAGUUUUUUCAGUCAAUGCAGUUUAUUACUUCACAAAACCAAGAUGUAAAUAAACCCACAAAUUGUAAUCAAACUUUGUUUAUUUCCAUAAUACCCGAAAAUCAAAAUACGCCUACUUCUGAAAAUAUUAUAAAAUUUCCUCAAGAUACUUCAAUAGAAGUAAUUACUGAUAUGACAUUAUCUAAGAGUAAUGAAAUAUUAACAGACCAUUCAAAUAGACAAUGUAUAUUAUUAAGUAAAAAGAAAACUCGGUUAGAAGAAGAACUGUUGUAUAAAAUAAAUGUUCCUCUUUGUAGUAGUAUUGCUGAAAAGACAAAUGACUGUAGUUCAGGAGUUAUAAAAUUAAUGAAUACUAUUGUAAUGAAUUCCUUUAAGACAAAGGAUCAUUUCAUUUGUGACUUAUGUUUACAAGAGUUUGACAAAUGGCUACAAUACAAACAACACAGACUAGAACAUUUUAGUGAUGAACCAUUAAAAGGUUAUAAAACCCUCUGUAAUAAUAAUCGUGAACCCAGUUCGCCUAAGAAGCAUAGCAGCAUCCGAGAUGAUGAAACAGUAAAUGGUUGUCAAAAUGAAGAAAUACACUUUAGAAGCCAAAAAGUAUAUAGAAAGACACUUACUAAUUCUUCUGGCCAUAAGAUGCAUAAAAAAGAACAUAAUUUAAAGUCUAUCUCCAGUGUAAAAAAACAUAAAACGAUAAAUAUAGCUGUUAAAACUCCCACUAAACUAUUGGUAACAGCUGUCAAGAAAUUCAAAUGUAAUAGUUGUGAAUGGUCAUUUCACAAAUUGAGUUUGCUAAAACGACAUUUAAGGACCCACACCGGAGAAAAACCGUUUAAGUGUAAUCUUUGUUCGAAAUACUUCACCCAAAAAAAUUCACUUAGUCGUCAUCAACUUAGACACGAGGGACUGUUGCCUUUCAAAUGUGACUAUUGCAGUUUAAAAUUCUCACAAAAAGUACAUUUGCUAAAUCAUGUUAGAAGAUGUCAUGCCGUUAUAAAAGAGCCUACACGAAUUCAUAAAUGUAACAAGUGUUCAUGUGUUUAUAAUAGUGUAAAUGCUCUUACAAAACAUUUUAAUAUGCAUCAUAACGUGAAAAACAGAAGAUUAAAGGAAUGCAAAAAGAAAUCAUUAUUGAAAAGUGAUCAAAGCGAUAUGACUAAUAGUAUAAUUAAAGAUCCUUCAGAAGUUGAAAAAUGGCUCAACACUUUUUGUGAGGAUUUGCAAAACAGUGAUAACAAAAGUCUUAUAGUUAAUAGCAGAACAAAAUUAGGCCAACUUGAAGACAGUUUAAAUGCUAAUGGAAAUGAGUUUAAAAAUGAAUUUAAAUCUAUAAUUAGAGAAAAAAAUGCGGAAUCCGAUGAAAUUAUAUAUGAAGACUUACAAAUUGAAAAUUCUCCGUUUUCUUUUUUAAAUGGUUCAGAAAUUACUUGUACAGCAACUAAUCAACGAUUUCAACCAGAACUUAAAAAGAUGUUCAAUGAAAAAAAACAAGAUGUUGGCAAUGAUUGCAAAUAUGAAGCUGAUAUCAGUCUUGAUAACACAAACCCUUCUUCAAAAUUGCAAAAUAAAAACACCAAUGGAUUAACAGAGGCAUGUAACAAUGCUGAACCUAUGAUGUUAUAUAUGCCAAAUAUAACAAUUAGUUUGGAGAAAGAAAAAAAAAUGGAAAAAUAUUUAAAAUUAAAAAAAUGCCAGUUUUGUAGUAAAGUCUUUAAAAAGAAUGCCGAUUUGGAAAGACACGAAAGAAUACAUACUGGUUGUAAGCCAUUCAAAUGUAAUAACGAAAAUUGUGACAAAGCUUUUGCCACCAAAAGUUCUCUUGAAUAUCAUAUUUUUACUCAUAUAGGCAAAAUGAAACGAGCUGUUUGUUCUAAAUGUAAUGGUUUAUUUGCUACUACGUCAUCUUUAAAAGUUCAUAUGAGACAGCACACUGGUGAAAAACCAUUUAAGUGUCCAAUGUGUGGUGAUACCUUCCGUACAUCUGGACAUAUGCAUACACACAUAUUGAUUCAUGAACGCAAGAAAAACUUGAAAUGUUUGUAGUACAAAAUAAUAAAACCCAUACAUCUAAAUUCUAA
Molecule: messenger RNA, 2673 nt
Organism: Adelges cooleyi (spruce gall adelgid)
Lineage: Eukaryota; Metazoa; Arthropoda; Insecta; Hemiptera; Adelgidae
Product: zinc finger protein 431-like
Exons: 17
Coding region: 347-2638 (763 amino acids)
Cellular component (GO): nucleus
Source: RefSeq, a predicted model, not a curated record